Plectropomus leopardus (leopard coralgrouper) is the source of this 1790-nucleotide messenger RNA. It is a transcript of the gene ltv1, whose product is annotated as LTV1 ribosome biogenesis factor. Gene Ontology annotation, biological process: ribosomal small subunit export from nucleus; ribosomal small subunit biogenesis. The record is from RefSeq and is a predicted model, not a curated record. Gene Ontology annotation, cellular component: nucleus; preribosome, small subunit precursor; cytosol. Lineage: Eukaryota; Metazoa; Chordata; Actinopteri; Perciformes; Serranidae.
AGCAGCAUGCUGAAGAAGAGGCCAGCGUGGAUAAACAACAACAGCGCGUUUGUGGAUUUAAACGGUUAUUUGUUGUUUACAGCUGCCUGAAGUUUCGGGUUUGAGCAUCUUUAAACCGGAUCAGUUGAAAAGAAAACCGACAGAUUUCGUUACAAAAUGCCUCACCGAAAGAAGAAGUCGUUCAUUGAGAAGAAGAAGGCGGUGACCUUUCACCUCGUCCACAGGAGUCAGAGGGACCCGCUGGCUGCAGAUGAGACGGCCCCACAGCACGUCCUCCUGCCCGCUGCCAAGGCGGAUGCAGAGAAGAGGCGAGCGGAGCAGAGGGAGUUCGGCGUUUUUUUCGACGAUGACUACGACUACCUGCAGCACCUGAGGGAGGCGUCUGUCCCGUCUGAGCUGGUGGCGGCCGGUCCUUCACGGCGACUGAUUAACGUCCGUGAUGAAGAUGAAGAGAACGAGGAAGACAUGGACGGGGCCGUUCCUGCCGCAACCAUCAAGCUUCCCUCGUCAGUGUUCGCCUCGGAGUUUGAAGAGGAGGUGGGACUCCUGAACAAAGCCGCUCCGAUCUCAGGACCUCGGCUGGACAUGGACCCCGACAUCGUGGCCGCUCUCGACGAAGACUUUGACUACGACGACCCCGAUAACCUGCUGGACGAUGACUUCAUCGUCAAAGCAAACACUGCGAGCGGAGCGCAGGACGCAGAAGGUGACGAAGAUGAAGAUGAUGAUGAUGAUGAGUGGGAGGACACAGACUCUGAGGGCGACUUUGACUCUGAGGGCGGGUUUUCGGGCGAUGAGGACAUGGACGGCCGCGCUCGAGAGUUUCUGUUUAUGGACGAGGAGACGAAGAGUCGGUUCACAGAGUACUCGAUGACGUCGUCGGUGAUGAGGAGGAACGAGCAGCUCACCCUGCUGGACGACCGCUUCGAAAAGUUUUACGAGCAGUUCGAUGACGAUGAGAUCGGCGCUCUGGACAACGCAGAGCUGGAGGGCUUCAUCCAGCCGGACAGCGCUCGCCUGGAGGAAGUUAUCAAAGACUAUUUCAUACAGAAAGAGAAAGAAUCCCUGAGGCCUGAAGAUUUGGGUCCGAAAGAGCUUCCCGUCCUAAAGGAGGAGGACGAAGACGAUGAGGAGGAAGAGGAGAUGGAGACCGUCGUUAUCGAGGCUCCCGAAGAGAAGUGGGACUGUGAAACCAUCAUCAGCACAUAUUCAAACAUUUACAACAGACCCAAAAUCAUCCAAGAGCCACCAAAGACAAAACCGAUCCGUGUGUCCCAAAAGACGGGCAUCCCGCUGGACGUCCUCCCCGCCAAAGGUCUGACCGCCAAGCAGGCGGAGCGCAUGACGAGGAUCAACGACUCGGACCUGCCUCGAGUCUCCACUCAGCAGCGCAGCAAAGACGAGAGCAAAGAGGAGAGGAAGGCGAGGAAACAGGCCAUCAAGGACGAGCGCAAGGAGCGGCGGAUGGAGAAGAAAGCCAACAAGAUGGCGUUCAAGGAGGAGAAAGUGCGACAGGAGAAGCAGAUGUUGAACUUGAAAACAAACAUUCAAGGCCUGAAGCUUUAGUGGCUUUAGUCGCCCGCAUAGACUUUUAUUUACCCGGCGUCACCAGCAGACACGCUGCUUUUCACGUCUGACAGACAAACCCAAACAGCAGGACGGACGCGGCGCCGAGAGGCUCCUCAAAUCAUCAGGAGAAAAAGUUUAACUCGACUCUAACCCUUUGAAACCUGGAUGGACGACAGUUUUCUUGUGCUGCGUUCAGAUAAAUGCUUUUUACAAGCAGUUUA